Molecule: messenger RNA, 2415 nt
Organism: Thlaspi arvense
Lineage: Eukaryota; Viridiplantae; Streptophyta; Magnoliopsida; Brassicales; Brassicaceae
Source: the annotation of a GenBank genome assembly
AUGCAACCAAAAAAAACAAAAACUAUGGACAGGAGAAGUCAGUUGCCUGAUGAGCUUCUCUUGACGAUACUGUCGUUUCUGCCAAUGACAGAUGUUGUGGGCACUAGGGUUUUGUCACAACGGUGGAAAUUUCUCUGGGAGAUGGUGCCAAGGCUCUCAUACGAUUAUUACAAGCAAAACCUUUCCCACGAAGAGUUUCUGCGUUUUGUAGACAGGUCUUUGUUCCUUCACGAUGCUCCUGUUAUAGAAGCUUUGCAUUUCAAACUCGGUGGCGUUCCUGAUAGUAAAGAUAUCCGAGUGUGGAUUAGAGCUGCAGAGGAACUCGCUGUGCGUGAGCUGAUUAUCAAGAUUGUUACUUGUAGAAGACGAGUGGAACUUCCUAGGAGCUUGUAUAGAAGCUGCAGAAUGCUCGUGACCUUGAAACUAAGUAACGUGGUUCUUGUGGAUGAUGUAGCUUCUCCGGUUUCUUUCCCAUCCCUUAAAAAACUGAGUCUUAAAUCCAUCAAGUACCCUAAUGAUGUGUUUGUCGACAAGCUUUUAUCCGGUUGUCCUGUUCUUCAAGACUUGGUUGUGGAGAAAUGUCCAGGUGACAAUGUCCCCAUUCUGAGCGUUAGAAUUCUUCACCUAAAGAGUUUAGCCUUGAGUACAUCAGAAGACAGAGCUAAAGCCAAGCCACAUGGGUUUGAAGCUUAUCCUGUUGGUAGUGUCUUCCACCGUCUAGUACAUUUAAAGAUAUGCACAUGUCAGUCAGAAUGGUUGAAUCUACGUAUGCGUGUGCUCAGUGACUCCCCUAAUUUAAGAUCUCUCAAACUCGAACCGUGCCACAGAAUGGUUAAUCAGCAGCGCCCCUGCUGGAGUGAACCGAGCUCAGUUCCCGAAUGCGUGUUAUCGAGUCUUAAAACUUUCGAAUGGGUUCUUUAUGAAGGAAGAGAAGAAGAGAAAGAAGUAGUAGCCUUCAUCUUAAGAAGCGCAAGCUGUUUAGAGAACGUAACUGUAACCUUUAGCUCCGACCACCGGCGCAGCGAGAAAUUUAAGAUGAUCAAGGAGUUAUCGUUUUUGCCAAGGCGUUCCCCUACCUGUCGGAUUACGUUUGACGGAAGUUACAGUUUCAGCUCUGAGGGAGAGAAGAAGACUUGUUCAAUAUUGCCUGAUGAGCUUCUCUUGAAAAUAUUGUCAUUACGUCCCAAUGCUAAGGAUUUUGUGGCCACAAUGGUUUUGUCCAAACGUUGGAAGUUUCUUUGGAUGUUUAUGCCAAGACUCGUCUACGACGAUAGCUAUCAGAACCUCGAGCAUGGAAGGUUUUCGCUGCUUGUAGACAGAUCUUUAUCUCUACACAAGGGUCCAGUUAUAGAAUAUUUGCAUUUCAAACUUGGUAAAAUAUAUGGUACUGGAGAUAUCGAAGCGUGGAUAAUAAGAGCUGCGGAGAAACACUGUGUCCAUGAGCUGAUCAUUGAGAUUGAUAAUAAAUCUUCUGGUAAUAAGGCUCCAGUCACACUUCCGGGGAGCUUGUUCACAUGCUUUCGAACGCUUACGACCUUGAAGCUAGCCAACGCGGUUCUCAUGGAUGUUAAUUCUCCAAUUUCUUUCCCAUCUCUCAAGAAACUGAGUCUUAAAUGCGUGAAGCAUGGAGGUGAGGCAUUUGUCAAAAAUCUUUUCUCUGGUUGUCCUGUUCUUGAAGACUUGUUUAUGGAGCAAUGUGAAGAUGACAGUGUGACCAUUUUGAGCGUUAGAGUGCCUUCCCUAAAGAGAUUAGUUUUGUAUAGAAUCGAAACCAUUUUUAAGAUCAAGUCUCAAGGGUUUGUGAUAGAUGCUCCUUCUUUGGAGUUCUUGGACAUCUUCCACACGUCUGGGUAUUGUGUCAUUGAGUCUAGUAUGACUCAGGUUGUGGAAGCAAAUAUCGUCAUUAAUAUUUGGCAACCUUGGAAGAAGUUGAGUUCUAUUACUUCAUUCAAGCGCUUUUAUCUCUGUGUACCAUUCUCAAAGGAUGUGUAUCCUACUGGUAGUGUCUUCUGCAGUCUUCUACGUUUAACGUUAUGCUCAUGUGAGACACAGUGGUUGAAUCUACUUAUGGGCGUGCUCAAAGAUUGCCCUAAGUUACGAGCUCUCAAAUUCAAUCAGUGCCAUAGUCUUCGAACUAGCGACCCGCGCCCGAUCUGGAACCCGUUGUGGAAUGAAAAGAGUUCAGUUCCUGAAUGUCUGUUAUCCAGUCUUGAAACUUUCGAAUGGGUGUGUUAUGAAGGAACAGAAGAAGAGAAAGAAGCAGUAGCGUUUAUCAUUAGAAACGCCAAGUGUUUGAAGAAGGCAACUAUUAAGAUCUCCUCUAAAGCUACUGAGAGUGACAAGAAACUUGAGGUGAUCAAGGAGUUGUUCUCGUCAACGAGGGUUUCACCAGCAUGUCAGCUUGCACUCAGCUGA